GUCAAUAUGGCGCAAUUUUCCCAAACUCCAAUGCCCCCUGUCUCCUUCUUCAUGAAAUGACGGUCUUUUCCGUGACCGCCAGAGAGCGCAUCCCACUGAAUUUAAUCAUUAUUUUUCGAAUCCGUUCAUAAUGAUCUCGGCGUCUUGAUUUGUUUCCAUUAAACGUUUCGCUGAUUAACACUUUACCACGGAAAUGGCGACGUAUUUCGGCAAUAUGGCGUUGGUUCAGACUUAGCAUUUCCCGCCCAUUACAUGUUGUAAAGUUGCUUUUGCCAAGCCCCAACUUUCUACAGCUUGAUGACCGUCUUCGUCUGCCGAUUGGUCGUCUAAACGAGAUUGACUCUAUUGCCUUUUUUUAAUAUAGCUAGAGCCAGCCAUGGCGGCCUUGAAACAAGAGGAAGAAUCCAUAAGCGAAAUCCAAAAUUACCUCGACACAUUCAACAAGGAAAUUGAAGACCCAAACCAGAUUCCCGGUGCCCAGUUAGCCAACAAGGAAGCUGUUGUUGCUAACGAAGUAGAAGCUGCUGAUGCACCUGAAGAUGGUGGAACCUAUUUUGUCGACCAAAGUGGUCAGUACUAUUACCAGAGUAACGAUGUUGAUGGAGGAGAUGGAACUGCCACUCUUGUAGCCCAAGAUGGAGGUACCAUGGUAUCCAUCCCUAACACUGGUACUUCCGGAGAUGAAGGAGUUGUGCUAGCACAGGGUGAGGGUGGUUACCAAACAGUUACUAUUCUUCCUCCAGAAUCAUCUACUGGUGAAGUCAGCUAUGUUUUGAUUGUCCAGCAGCCUGAUGGUGCUGAACAAGCUGUAAUUUCAUCUGAAGUUCUUGAUGGAACUGAAGGGGAAGUUAUUCAAGAAGAUGAAGAAGGUGAGGACGACGAGAACUUUGAUGGAGACGAAGAUAAAGAUGAGGACCAAAAUUUGGCUGUAUACGACUUCGACGAAGGAGAAGAAGGUGGCAGUGCUGAUGGUCAAGAUUCUGAAGAUGAAGAUAUUAAGCCAAGAAUGAGCAAAGGUGGAAUGAAAAAAGUCACACAGACUGUUUCCCAAGCGCAUAUGUGUAACUACUGCAACUACACCAGCCCAAAACGAUAUCUGUUGUCGCGGCACAUGAAGUGUCAUUCGGAAGAGCGUCCGCACAAGUGCAGUGUAUGCGAUCGAGGAUUCAAGACGUUGGCUUCGCUUCAAAACCACGUCAACACUCACACGGGUACUAAGCCACACCGGUGCAAACAUUGUCACAGUUCGUUUACGACGUCAGGUGAGCUGGUUCGUCACGUACGUUAUCGUCACACACACGAGAAACCACACCGUUGCACCGAAUGUGACUACGCUUCCGUUGAACUAAGCAAGCUCAAGCGUCAUAUGCGGUGCCACACUGGAGAGCGGCCCUACCAGUGCCCUCACUGUACCUACGCCAGCCCAGAUACUUUUAAGUUGAAGCGCCAUUUGCGCAUCCACACGGGUGAAAAACCGUACGAAUGCGAUAUUUGCCACGCGAGAUUCACGCAAUCAAACAGCCUCAAGGCUCAUAAACUCAUACACACAGGGAACAAACCGAUUUUCCAGUGUGAACUGUGUCCAACCACUUGUGGCCGAAAGACUGAUCUGCGAAUCCACGUUCAAAAAUUGCACACAUCAGAGAAGCCCUUAAAAUGCAAAAGAUGUGGCAAAUCUUUCCCCGAUCGCUACACUUUCAAGUUGCAUAGCAAGACUCACGAAGGAGAAAAAUGUUUCAAGUGCGACCUUUGUGCUUACGCGUCGAUCUCGCAACGCCAUUUGGAAUCGCACAUGCUGAUUCACACCGACCAGAAACCUUACCAGUGCGACCAGUGCGAUCAGUGCUUCCGGCAAAAGCAGCUUCUUCGCCGCCAUCAGAACUUGUAUCACAAUCCCGACUACGUGCCUCCACCACCCGGGGAAAAGCGGCACGAGUGUCCCGAAUGUGGAAAACCUUUCCGCCAUAAAGGCAACCUUAUUCGCCAUUUGGCUCUCCAUGAUCCAGAUGCUGCUCAACAAGAACUACGAGCCUUCCGUGCAGCUCGUAAACAGCGCAUCAAGGAUGGCCAGAGCUUAGAAGGCCUUACUGAAGGUGAGGAGACAGAUAUGGAGGAUGAAGACAUUAGCCUUGGUCUCAACUCCAACGAAGAACUGGUCUCUGUACAAGGCCAAGAUGGGCAACAGUAUGUUGUCCUUGAAGUUAUCCAGUUGGAGGGUGAAGGAGGAGAUGAAGACGAAGCCACCAUGAUGGAAGUAGAGGGGGCUACAGAAAUGGACGGUUCCUUGAUAGAAGGAGAAGGCAAUACCAUGACCUCUUUGGAUGAUGAAAUUGAUGAUUCCAUGCAAGCCACUCCUCGCGUACGUCGCACCUCUCAGGUUGCUAAAGCUCAGGAUACCAGUAAGGACGUGGCUAACUGUUUUGGAUUUGACGACGAUGACGAUGAAGAAGAUGACGAGGAUGACAAGUGAAAUUCAUGUUGCCUCUCUGCACGUCGAUAGUGUUUAACAAGUGUGAACUGUAUUCUGAACGGGACUUUUUCGGUUGGAAAAUUUGUGGACAAAAAUAGAAGUGCGAGUACAUUUUUGCCGACAA
Messenger RNA from Daphnia carinata, 2594 nucleotides. RefSeq names its product transcriptional repressor CTCFL-like. The transcript is spliced from 9 exons. Gene Ontology annotation, molecular function: DNA-binding transcription factor activity; chromatin insulator sequence binding; RNA polymerase II cis-regulatory region sequence-specific DNA binding. The record is from RefSeq and is a predicted model, not a curated record. Lineage: Eukaryota; Metazoa; Arthropoda; Branchiopoda; Diplostraca; Daphniidae. The coding region runs from base 377 to 2470 and encodes 697 amino acids. Gene Ontology annotation, biological process: negative regulation of transcription by RNA polymerase II; epigenetic regulation of gene expression; positive regulation of DNA-templated transcription.